Molecule: messenger RNA, 654 nt
Organism: Macrobrachium nipponense
Lineage: Eukaryota; Metazoa; Arthropoda; Malacostraca; Decapoda; Palaemonidae
Product: trichohyalin-like
Exons: 1
Coding region: 1-654 (217 amino acids)
Source: RefSeq, a predicted model, not a curated record
AUGGACAUGUAUAUUCAAAAGGAGAAGGAAAUGAAUGAUUUCAAGGAAGAAUUAAAAGACAAGAUAUUACUUUUCGAUAGAAUAUUGAGUCUAAAUGAAAGAAAUGAAAAAGUAGUAAAUGAAAAACAAAAAGAAAUUAAUAAACUUAAAAAGCAAUUGGAAGACAAAGAUAGGGAAAUGGACAGGCGUAUUCAAGACGAGAAGCUCUCCAACUGUGGUCAGAUCACUGGAAAAGAAGACAAAGCAGAUCCUCUCGAGGAGGAACUUGGGGAGAAGGAACAACACGAGAUUGAAGAGCUCCUGAAGGAGUUGAAGAAGAAGCAGCGGGAGAUUGAGGAGCUUUCGUGUCAAAACCUGAGACAAGAAGAGGAACUACAAACGAAGCAGAAGGAAGUUGAACGGAUUGAGAACCUGAGAGAACAAGAUCGGGCCCAGCACUUGGAGUACGUGGAAUCUUGCUUCGGGGAAAUAAACGAGCGCAUAGGCAAGGAGAUCAUCGAGAUGGAAGUAGAGCUCUUUUGUCUACGCGGAGAAGUUCAGCAGAAGAACAGAUUGCUGAAGGAACUUGGAGUCCCGUUGGAAAUUCUCAACGAGGAGGAGCCGGGACAAGUGGAGGAUGAAAAAGGAAGCUCGUCUUCAACAGCUGGUUGCUGA